Messenger RNA from Zea mays, 4609 nucleotides. RefSeq names its product putative pentatricopeptide repeat-containing protein At1g09680. The record is from RefSeq and is a predicted model, not a curated record. The transcript has 2 exons. Lineage: Eukaryota; Viridiplantae; Streptophyta; Magnoliopsida; Poales; Poaceae. Bases 322 to 1776 code for a protein of 484 amino acids. Gene Ontology annotation, molecular function: protein binding.
CCGCCGCCCGUUUCUCCACCAUGGUACGCCGCGCCGCGGUCGACGCUCCCGGCCGCGACCCCGCCCCCGGGCGAGGCGGAUCCUCUCGUCGUCGCGGCGUCCGAGAUUGCGCUCGGCCUCCCCUUCCACCCAGCGCCGCUCCCGGCCGCCGCGCCCGCGCCCUUGCUCCGCCUCCUCCCGGCCUUCACCCCCACUCACUUUCUCUCCCUACUUCGCCGCAACCCGCUCGCCCUCCAGCCGCUCCCGCUCCUUUCCCUCUUCCGCGUCCUCCUCGCCUCGCCGCCGGGCCUCUUCCGUCACACCCCAGCCUCCUUCCUCUCCAUGUCUCACCUCCUCAUCGCCCACCGCCUCUCUCACCUUGCACUCCCCCUCCUCCGCCUUCUCGUCUCCCGCCUUGGCCGCGACUCCCCGCCGCGGCUACUCCCGCUACUUGUCUCCGCAGCCUCAACCGACGACCCGGCGCCUCUCGUGUCCGCUGUCGCCAAAGUAUACGCCGAUGAGGGCCUCCUACCCGAUGGAUGCUCCCUCCUCCUCCUCGCGCUCCGCCGUGGCAUCCGCGUCCCCAUGCCAGCGUGGUCCGAUCUCAUGAAUCGGCUCCCAUCUGUUCCCGAAGCCUACGCCUUCUACCUGCACCUGCUCGACGCCGGCGUGCCCCCGGAGGCCAGGCAGUUUAACAUGCUAAUGCGUGACAUGAUUAGAUCAGGCAAACUUGCCAGUGCGCGGAACGUGUUCGAUGAAAUGUUGAGGAGGGGUGUGCAGCCAACGGUAGUGACCUUCAACACCUUGAUGUCUGGGAUGUGCAAGGCGUCCGAUCUGAACAACGCAAAUGCUCUGCGAGGCCUAAUGGCAAAGGCAGGAAUCGCACCAGAUGUGUACACCUAUGGUGCUUUUAUACAGGGGCUGUGUAAGACAGGGAGGAUACAAGAUGCAAUGGAGAUGUUUGAGGAAAUGUGUGAGAGAGGUUUGAACCCCAACACUGUUGUGCUCACUACAUUGAUAGAUGCACAUUGCAAGGAGGGGGAUGUGACAGCUGGGUUGGAGUUGCGCUGGGAGAUGGCCACAAGGGGUGUCAAGGCGGAUUUGGUGGCAUACAAUGCUUUGGUGAAUGGUUUUUGCCGAGUGCGUGAUAUGAAAGCAGCCAAUGACAUUGUGGAGGAGAUGAGAAAGGAUGGUCUCAAGCCGGACAAGGUUACUUACACCACCCUCAUCGAUGGUUGCUGCAAGGAGGGGGAGUUAGACACAGCAAUGGAGAUGAAACAAGAGAUGUCAGACGAAGGGGUUGCGUUGGAUGAUGUCACAUACACUGCGCUCAUCUCUGGACUGAGCAAGGCUGGCCGUUCAGUUGAUGCAGAAAGGAUCCUAUGUGAGAUGAUGGAGGCUGGUUUGCAACCUGACAACACGACAUACACAAUGGUGAUUGAUGCCUUUUGUAAGAAUGGUGAUGUGAAGACAGGCUUUAAACAUCUGAAAGAGAUGCAGAAUAAGGGCAAAAAUCCAGGAAUUGUGACAUAUAAUGUGGUUAUGAAUGGCUUCUGCAGUCUGGGGCAGAUGAAGAAUGCGGACAUGCUUCUGAAUGCCAUGCUUAAUAUUGGGGUGUGCCCAAAUGAUAUAACAUACAACAUUCUUUUGGAUGGGCAUUGCAAGCAUGGAAAAGUUAGAGAUACUGAAGAACUGAAGAGUGCAAAAGGAAUGGUUUCAGAUUUUGGGGUUUAUACUUCACUAAUCAAUGAAUUUGUCAAGAAAAAGUCAGCUAAGAGUUACCAUGAUAAUGGAUAGCUUGGUGGGUAAAGAUACUUAUUUUGCUUCCUACCUGUGACAACAUCAGAGCUUCAAGGUUGACAAGGCAACAUGAAUAUGAUUUCCACACUCAGAUUGAUAUAUAUGGUAAAAGUACCUUAUUGGGCAGUGAGCACACAUACUCGGCUUGGAAGUUUACUGUCAGGGAGGGGGAAAGCGGAUAUUCUAGCAAAUCAAGGUAUAAUAGGUUUCAUGAUUCUUUGUUUAGUCAAAGGAUCUUGAUGAGAAAUAUUGUCUAGAUCUAGAUCUGAGAUGUCUUAGCAAUUGGUCUAUCUGGUGCAUGGCUGUGGUUAGUUUCCGUAUUUGGCAAUUUAGAGACUAAAACGGAAUAAAAUGAAUGGACUAAAAAUUAGUCCCUAGAAACCAAACGCCCCCUUAAUUUGCUUGUCAUCAUGGUUGAAUAUGUAGUGUAGUAUCAAGUUCAAUCUUUACUUAACCAAAGUGAGGCACAUGGAUAUUUUAUUUAUUAUUAGCUUCCCCUAUAUUUUUUUUCUCGAACAACGCAAGAGAUCUGCGUAUCAUUUCAUUUAAGAAGAGAAAAACAAAAGUCCGACAAAGCCAGACCGGAUACAACAACACACUCACCCACCCACCUAAGGACGUGCCAAGCGGUCCAAAAAAACACGACCAGAAAAGAUCUAACAAGGAUCAACCAUUGUUGGAAAGCGACCCAGCCAAGAGCUCCUGCAGCUUAGAAGCUCCAGUCAUGCACCAUAAAUUGCAUUCUUGUGCAAUUCUCCUAAGAAGGUCAGGUAUGCAUGGCCUGCCAUUCUAAAAAACACAACUAUUUCUAUGUUUCCAUAUUUCCCAAGCUGCAAGGAUGAUCAGAGAGUUCAGCCCUCUACACUUUUCCUUUGGCGCCACACGAGUCACCUUACUCCACCAUUUAGGAAAAGAAAAAUCAGCCAAACCAGGAGCUAGGUUUGGAACAUGCAGGGUCUGGAGUAUGCGAAACCAGACUGUCCGGAGAAACUGCAGCCGACCAGAAGGUGGGUGAUUGUCUCCGCGACCUGAUCACAGAAAGGACCAGCCCUAGGAUGGGGUAAUCCUCUUUUGGACAGUCUAUCUGCUGUCCAACAGCACUUUCUUGAGCACCAACUAAAUAAAGAAUUUGCAACGAAGGGGAGCCCAGCUUUUCUAGAUUUUCUUCCAAGGUGAAAAACGGAUGGUUCCCAAGAAGAAGGCUGCAUAGGCAGACCGACUGGUGUAUUCUCCUGAAUCUGUCAACUUCCAUCUAAAAGUAUCUGGAACAUCUUGUUGAAGAACUACCCCUUGCACUUGGUCCCAAACCUGGACAUAUUCCACAAGUAAUGGUAUGGUUACGGCCCUUUUUAUAUCAGCCACCCACUUGUGGUUAUAUAUAGCUUCUGCUACAGUUCUUUUGUUAAUCACUCGUCUUGCAAUGUUUUGGAUCAAAUGAGGAGCCAAAUCAGCAAUGGAAGUUUCGUUCAACCACCUAUCCUUCCAGAACAGAAUGUUUUCCCCAUUACCCAGUACUGGAGCUAUUGCCAUGUUAAACAAAGCAGUAGCAUUCCGAGGAGCCUCAAUUUGGAAACCAACCCAAGGACGAGGACGGUCCACUUUAUUGGCCCACAACCAACGAACCUUCAGAGCCCCUAUAUUUAUUCAAAAUCGAAUAAGAGUAGGCUAGCAUUUUUUUCUAGAAUAGACGGGAGAGCUGCGUAUCAAUAAUAUUAAGGAGAUAAAAGAGGUCCAAAAUAGACUAGCAUUGGGCUCUGCAAUUAAUAAUUUAAUGGGAUGUACCAAAGGAGGAGAAUUACGACUUCCUUAGUUUAUUGCAGCCUACUGAAAUUUUGGUUACCAAAUGCUUGAUGCUUUCAACAAGACAACAACUAUCUAGCUUGAACUGCCUUCUCCAUCCCAUAUGCUGCCGCUGAAGCAAGUGCUCCAAUGAUAGCAGUGCACUGAUGAGUGGCUGAUUCCCAGUAAAACGACCCUUGAUGUAGCCAAAGAAAAGUAGUGCGACCAAUGUGACUUCAACGGAUGUGGGCAUGACUUUCUGGGAUGUGGAGACGAACAUGUAGAGCAGGAGAGGGACCGAUCCACCGAUCACAUAAGAUAAUGUGAUUGUAAAAAAGCACUCUGCAGAGCCCUUUUAGGAUCUGGUUUCUCCAAUCCUAGCUCAAACCUGAACACGUUUCCCUGUUUUAUGAAUUACUGCAAAGCCAUUCAGAAGUGUAGCCAAGCUUGAGGGUUUCCCCUACCGUCGAUGACAGGGCCAUACUCCUGAGGUUCAAGCCCAUACUGCAACAUGGUCUCUCCAAUCUCAGUAGCCUCUAUAACGGAUGACCAAAUCAAGGAUUCAGAACACCAACGGGUCAGAAUGGCAGUCAUAUGCACACACACCAACUGUCAUGAGAAACGCUACAUAAUGAACUGACCUCCAUGUACCAGUGUCUGGGACGGUGAUGGUCUCCUCCUGCUCCCUUUUCAUCUCCACAUGGCGCGGGCGCAGAUCAGAAAUUCAGAAUCAUGCAUUAAUGCACACCUUUUUUUAAUUGAAAAAAAUGUGGUGUUUGUCAUGUUCUCAGAUUUGCAAGUAGAGCUCGUGCACAUGUCCAUAUCGGCUGCACAGUGCAACAUACAGGCUCAUGGCUUUCCAGUUUAGCGAUCGCUAUGCUAUGAGUACUGUUGCUAUACUCAGAUUCUCAUUUUCUGCAAAAGACGCCCGCGGAUGCUAUGGUGAGAAGUCGUGAAAGACUGAAGAACGAUCUCAAACUAAGUUUACAAAAGAGCUGAUAUGUCAUCCAACUAUGAACUACCGAAUAUACUCGUGCAUGAAUUGAAUUUA